This is a messenger RNA of Drosophila nasuta, 1811 nucleotides long. RefSeq lists its product as uncharacterized. The record is from RefSeq and is a predicted model, not a curated record. The transcript has 2 exons. NCBI's taxonomy places the organism in Eukaryota, Metazoa, Arthropoda, Insecta, Diptera, Drosophilidae. The coding region runs from base 16 to 1446 and encodes 476 amino acids.
ACAGUUGUUGUCAAGAUGAAGGCCAUAAAGCAACUGCUGCUCGGAUUAAUAAUAUUAUUCCAGCUGCUCCAACUUGGAUACGGAUUAGAGUGCUAUGCCUGCGAUUCGGCCGAGGAUGCGGAGUGUGCCACAAGUCCGGGCCAACAGCUGGAGGUGGAAGAGUGCUCGGUGGCCAAUGAUGUGUGUGUCACCUCGAUUACGGCGGGAUUAACACGACGCGGCUGCCUACGUCGCCUCUAUCCAAAUGCCUAUUGUGCCGAGCCCUGCGAUCGGUGCAGCACAAGUCUCUGCAAUCGUCAUGUCUAUCCCGUGGAUCGUCUGCGUUGCUAUCAAUGCAGCGGCGCCGACUGCAUCGAUGUCAGUCAAAGGCCACAGCUGCUGUUGCCGUGUCCCGUCUACAAUGCAGACGAUCGUUGCUACACCAAUGUGUUGCAUCUGAGCAACACUCAACGCGGUUGCGAGCACACAAAUCUACCCGACGGUUGUCCCCAUGUCUGCCUCAAGUGCAACUACAAUGGCUGCAACGCAGAGUUGACAGUUGGCGAGAGUCGCUGUUUGCAGUGUACACACAAUCGGCUCUCACCGAAUCCAGAUUGCCAGCGGAAUCAGCAGCCAGAGACGGAGGCGGAGGCGGAGCAGAAAUGUGCCCUCAACAAUGCCACAGUGACGCAGUGCGUCAACAAGGUAAUGUACGGACAUCGUGAACGCUGCUACACGCAUCUCAACACCCAAACGGAUGUCCUGCAACGCGGCUGCUCAACCACAAUGGGCUUCUUUCCCACCGGCGAGCUGAGCGAAUGCUACGGCGACAACUGCAACUCGCAGUGCCAGAACAUUGCCUGUGCCACCUGCAACUCCACCAGCGAUGCCAAUUGCCGUGGGGGCAACGCCUUGAGUAGCAAACAGUGCGUCGAUGGCACCAAUGCCUGCUUCUCCUGCGAGCAAGACACGCUCUUACGUCGCGGCUGUGCGGAUGCAAGUUUUGUGCCCGGGGGGGAAGGCGAGGCAUGUCAGUUGUGCCGCAGCGGCGACAAUUGCAAUCGCUGGUCGGUGCGCACUUGCUACCGCUGCAAUUCAUUGGAAUCGGACGAGGAUUGCGCCCAAAUGCUGAAUCCCAAUGCGAUGAGUGUCAGCAAUUGCAGCCAUGCAACCGAAUUGUGCGUCAGCACCGUUAUCAGUCGGCUGCAAAUGGUGCACACAGUCCGGGGAUGUGCCGGCGAGGUGCCCGAGUGCACCGCCAAUGAUCCCUACUGUGUGCGUUGCAAUGGCAGCUUGUGCAACGUGGCGCCCACAUUGUGGGCCACACAGCAAGAAGCGCUGCAGCUGCAGCUGCAACUGCGGCUAGCAACAACGCCCACAAGACGACAACGACAACAACAACGACAACGUAGCCAAUGGCCAAUGCAACUGCUCGACUAUCUGUGGCCCAAUCUGCUAAGCAAUUAGCCAAACUGUUUGUGGGGAGGGCGAGACAACAAAAGCAAUUAUUUGAAAGCUUCGUAGAUGAAUAAACAAUAAGCUGCAACAACAACAACAACAACAAUGUCUUUCCACCCACCCGAAAAUAAAAACAAAACAAAAACAGCAAAAACAUUGAUAAGACGGAGGAUGUGGAGUGAUGUUUGUGGCAUUUAUUUCAGACAGUUGCCAACCGACACAUGCAACGCCCCUCAAAAGCGAAAGAGCGAACGAGUCAUCAGCACAGGGCUGACAAAAACUAAGGGCUGCAAUAGUUUGAAUGCUCCAAAGAAAUUGUUUGUCAAAUACCUUUAAUUAAUUGUUAUGCAAUAAAAUUGAUUUAAGAUUAUGAA